CUGACACACUGAGGGAGAACAGCCGUGUGGUGUCUCUGAAGCGUGUUCAGCUCCAACUGCAGGUGACUUCACACAGAUCUACAUCAGCAGAUACUAACUCCCACAGAAAUCUGACCAUGAAGCUGCCAGCGGUCUUCAUCGUUCUCCUCCUCGCUCCUGCGUUGACCAGCUGCACGGAGCUCAUCCAGCCGAGGGACUGCAGCGACAUCCGCCACCAGGACAGAAGCCAAAGCAGCGGCGUGUACACCAUCUAUCCCCUUGGAGAAAGGUCUGCGGUGCAGGUGUACUGUGACAUGGACUCAGAAAGAGGAGGCUGGACGGUGUUCCAGAGGAGGAUGGACGGCACGGUGAACUUCUACAGACCCUGGGAUCAAUACAAGAUGGGCUUUGGUGACGCUGCUGGAGAGUACUGGCUCGGUCUCGAUGUGAUCAACAUUAUGACAUCCAAGGAAAAGAGUGAGCUGCUGGUGGACAUGGAGGACUUUGAAGGGAAGAAAGUGUUCGCUCGUUACUCUUCAUUUAAGGUGGAUGCUGAAUGUGACGGAUACAAACUGACUGUUACUGGAUUCAAGAACGGAGGCGCAGGAGAUGCCCUGAGUUUUCACAACGGACAGAAGUUCGCCACAUUUGACAAAGACCACAACAGCUGUGCAAAAUCCUUUCUGGGGGCGUUCUGGUACAACGCCUGUCACUAUGCAAACCCUAACGGGGUUUAUCGUUGGGGGGCAGAUGGUACUAUCUAUGCUGUUGGUGUGGACUGGUACCAGUGGAAGGGUUAUAAUUACUCUCUGAAGACCAUCAGCAUGAAGAUCCGUCCUGUGCAGUAAAUCUGCAGAACAUUUCGUGUUUAUCUCUCUUUUCUCUCCUUUAUCAUGUAGUCCCAGACAAUCUUUAACUUUCAGAGUCAGUCGAUGACGUAAAUAUCUCAGAAGAGCAGUCAGAGUGUGAGUGAGCUGCUGUCAAACAGCUGCAGGUGGAGUGAAAUGAUGGACGGAGACCAGUUUGAGCUGAUGAUUUCUCAGAAGCUCUCGGUUGGUCCAGAUGUUCCUCAGUCUGCAGCUCAGCACGCUCAGAUUUAACGUCUCACUGACUGUUUGGUGGAGGUCUGAUAGCUGGUGUGAAUCAUUAUCUGCUGUAUCCUGAUAAUAAAUGAGAAGCAAACAGC
Molecule: messenger RNA, 1165 nt
Organism: Maylandia zebra (zebra mbuna)
Lineage: Eukaryota; Metazoa; Chordata; Actinopteri; Cichliformes; Cichlidae
Product: microfibril-associated glycoprotein 4
Biological process (GO): elastic fiber assembly
Source: RefSeq, a predicted model, not a curated record